Molecule: messenger RNA, 466 nt
Organism: Pseudomyrmex gracilis
Lineage: Eukaryota; Metazoa; Arthropoda; Insecta; Hymenoptera; Formicidae
Gene: PIG-P
Product: phosphatidylinositol N-acetylglucosaminyltransferase subunit P
Exons: 2
Coding region: 27-419 (130 amino acids)
Source: RefSeq, a predicted model, not a curated record
GCUGAUGUUCUAAAAUUAUAUUCAUCAUGGAACACACUCCUGCGCCGUAUGGUCCCAGAGCUGUGUACGGAUACACCAUGUAUAUAGGUUCCAAUAUGCUUUUCUUAUUGUACAUGAUAUGGGCGGUAGUGCCCGACGAGGUGCUGCACAAUUACUUGGGCCUGACGUACUGGCCCUCGAAAUAUUGGGCAGUAGCGAUUCCUAUAUGGGCGUUGACCGCUUUAGCCACAUUUGCGUUUCUCAUUUAUCCAGCUGUCAACAUGAUGAUAACACCAGACCCUGAUGAUAUUCGAACCAUUACCGAUAAAUACGCUCAAGAGAGAAGCGAUACCAUUCCGGGUGGAAUACCAGCUGUAUCGGACAUUCCUAUUACGGAAAAAAUGUUUCAACACAAAUGUGCCGCCAGUUUGUUAGUAUAAUUAUAAAUUGCCAGAAAUAAAAUUCUCAAGGAGAGAUACAUAUUUUA